This is a messenger RNA of Rhododendron vialii, 2532 nucleotides long. RefSeq lists its product as uncharacterized. Bases 1 to 2532 code for a protein of 843 amino acids. Gene Ontology annotation, biological process: DNA integration. The transcript is spliced from 4 exons. The record is from RefSeq and is a predicted model, not a curated record. Lineage: Eukaryota; Viridiplantae; Streptophyta; Magnoliopsida; Ericales; Ericaceae. Gene Ontology annotation, molecular function: nucleic acid binding.
AUGGCCAAACCUACCUGGCGAACUCCUUUCGAGCCUUUGCCUGCUUUGUCUAGCACUCCAGCUUUUCCCUCCAUAGAAGCCCCACCGAAGCUUGAGUUAAAGCCUCUCCCGGCUUCUCUGAAGUAUGUUUUUCUUGGCCACGAUGACACCUUGCCCGUGAUCAUUGCCUCUAACCUUUCUUCCGAGCAAGACGGUCAAUUACUUAAAGUGCUUAAAAAGCACAAGGGUGCGAUAGGGUGGUCAGUGGCCGACCUCAAGGGUAUUGAUCCCUCCGUUUGCAUGCAUCGCAUUCAUUGCGAGGAAAAUGCAAAACCAUCAAGAGAGAUGCAAAGGAGGUUGAACCCUAACAUGAAGGAGGUCGUUAUGAAGGAGGUGGUCAAAUUGAUGGAUGCGGGUAUCAUAUACCCCAUCUCUGAUAGCAAGUGGGUGAGUCCCACUCAAGUAGUGCCCAAGAAGUCAGGCAUUACUGUCGUUGAGAAUGACAAGGGUGAGCUUGUGCCCACACGCAUGACAACUGGUUGGCGUGUGUGUAUUGAUUAUAGGAAGCUCAAUUCCAUGACUAGGAAGGAUCAUUUUCCACUUCCAUUUAUUGAUCAAAUCCUAGAGAGUGGAUCAAGAGAAGACUACCUUCACCUGUCCCUAUGGUACUUCGCUUAUUGGCGCAUGCCUUUUGGCUUGUGCAAUGCACCUGCGACCUUUCAAAGGUGUAUGAUGGCUAUCUUCUAUGACAUGGUGGAGGAAUUUCUAGAAGUAUUCAUGGAUGACUUCUCGGUCUUUCGGGCCUCCUUUGAUUCAUGUCUCCAAAAUCUUGCAAAGGUGCUUAAACGGUGCGAGGAGACUAAUCUGGUCCUAAGUUGGGAAAAGAGCCACUUUAUGGUUCAGGAGGGGAUUGUUUUGGGGUUUUAUAGGCGUUUUAUUAAGGAUUUUUCUAAAAUCGCCAAGCCUUUGUGUGAUCUUUUGGCUAAGGAUGCCCCUUUCGUUUUUGAUGAGGCUUGUAUGAGAGCUUUUGAGAAGCUCCGUGAGGCGUUGUCCACAGCACCUAUCAUGCAGUCUCCCAACUGGUCUUUGCCCUUUGAAAUAAUGUGUGAUGCAUCCGACUUCGCAGUCGGUACUGUUUCGGGCCAGCGGGUUGACAAGGUCCCUCAUGCCAUUUAUUAUGCGAGUAAGACCCUCUCCGGUGCGCAGUUGAACUAUACCACUACAGAGAAGGAAUUACUCGCUGUGGUCUUUUCCCUUGACAAGUUUCGGUCCUACCUCUUAGGUUCGAAGGUCAUAGUACACACUGAUCAUGCAGCUUUGCGGCAUUUACUUUCUAAGAAAGAGACCAAACCUAGGUUGAUUAGGUGGAUUCUGCUCAUCCAAGAGUUUGACGUGGAGAUUCGAGACAAGAAAGGAUCUGAAAAUUCUGUAGCAGACCACUUAUCGAGGAUCCUAGUGGAUGCCUCUGGUGACACCUUGCCCUUUAAGGACUCAUUCCCUGAUGAGCAACUCUUUGAGGUGUCACAAGUGCGACCCCCAUGGUAUGCACACAUAGUCAACUACCUAGCCACAGGCGCGCUUCCCCCUCAUUGGUCCAAGCAUGACAAGGACCGUUUCUUUGCGCAGAUGUUUGAUGUUUGGGGGAUAGACUUCAUGGGUCCGUUUCCGUGUUCGCAUGGGAACGCGUAUAUUCUUGUGGCAGUGGACUACGUGUCCAAGUGGGUGGAAGCAGUAGCCACCAAGACCAAUGACCACAAAGUUGUGGUUAAGUUUCUUCAAAGUAAUAUUUUUACUCGUUUUGGCUAUCCGCGGGCGAUUAUUAGUGAUGAGGGCACCCAUUUUCUCAAUAAACACUUCGCCACCCUGGUGCGAAAGUAUUCUAUCACUCAUAAGGUGGCAACACCUUAUCACCCUCAGACUAGUGGGCAGGUUGAAGUGUCAAAUAGGGAGAUUAAACGCAUACUUGAAAAGACGGUUAGGCCCGAUCGAAAAGAUUGGUCUUUAAGGCUCGAUGAUGCUUUAUGGGCCUACCGUGCAGCUUAUAAGACCCCUAUUGGCAUGUCUCCUUACCGGUUAGUUUUUGGUAAGGCAUGUCAUUUGCCCAUUGAGUUGGAGCAUAGAGCUAUGUGGGCCAUUAAGAAGUUUAACUUCGAUAUGGCCACUGCAGGGUUACAUCGUAAGCUCCAGCUUGCUGAACUGGAAGAGUUGCGCAAUGAAGCAUAUGAUAGUGCACGUAUAUAUAAGGAUAGGACUAAGGCAUUUCAUGAUAAACACAUUGUUAGAAAGUCCUUUGAAGUUGGUCAAAAAGUGUGGCUCUUUAAUUCUAGACUUAAAUUUUUUCCGGGUAAGUUGAGGUCACGGUGGGAUGGUCCAUAUGUUGUCAUUCGUGUUUUCCCCCACGGAGCUGUAGAGAUUAAGGAUCCACGUGUUGGUAAUGUUUUCAAGAUCAAUGGCCAAUUGCUUAAACCUUACGUGGAAGGAAUUGGUGAUGGCGUGGUAGAUGGUACCACAGUGGAGUCCAUUACUUUGAUGGACCCAAUUUAUAUAGAUUAG